AGGGAAGGGUCCCGAGGUGAGGACCUCUGCAAUGGCUUAGUGAACAGGGGCUAUUUUAGGUUUCUCACCACAGCCUGCCUCACAGUUCACCACAGGGGUGUCAGCCCCCAUCCCCCCUUCCACAGGAGAACAGUUACAGUGAAGGGUGAGAGGGGUGGUAGCGCUGGGGUGGGGACCAGGGCACUGAUGUGACAGAGUCAUUGGCUGGGCAGCUGGACCUGGUGGAUCCAGGAAGGCUUCCUGGAAGAGGUCUCUGGCCCCUCCCAAGGACCAUGCUGCAGCCCCACUGACCACGGAGUAGGGGCCUGAGGGCAGGGCACCUGGAAUGGGCUGUGUGUUUUGCAAGAAGGUGGAGCCAGCGCCCAAGGAGGCUGUUGGCCUGGAAGGGGACUUCAGGAGCUACGGGGUUGCAGACCGCUAUGGCCCUGACCCUACUCAGGCCCGGCCUAUGUCUUCCUUGGCCCAUAUUCCCAACUACAACAACUUCUCCCCUCAACCCGCCAGCCCCGCCUUCCUUGAUGGGGGCACCAUCAGGGCCAUCUCAGGGCCUGGGGUGACCCUGUUCGUGGCUCUGUAUGACUAUGAGGCCCGGACGGAAGACGACCUCACCUUCACCAAGGGCGAGAAGUUCCACAUCCUGAACAACACUGAAGGUGACUGGUGGGAGGCCCGGUCCCUCAGCUCUGGACAAACUGGCUACAUCCCCAGCAACUAUGUGGCCCCUGUGGACUCCAUCCAGGCUGAAGAGUGGUACUUUGGAAAGAUGGGAAGGAAGGACUCUGAGAGGCAGCUGCUCUCCGCUGGCAACCCCCGGGGAGCCUUUCUCAUUCGGGAGAGUGAGACAACCAAAGGUGCCUACUCUCUGUCCAUCCGGGAUUGGGACCAGGCCAGAGGCGAGCAUGUGAAGCAUUACAAGAUCCGAAAGCUGGACACGGGUGGCUACUACAUCACCGCGAGGGCCCAGUUUGACUCGGUGCAGGAGCUGGUGCAGCACUACAUGGAGGUGAACGACGGGCUGUGCUACCUGCUCACGGCGCCCUGCACAACCAUGAGGCCGCAGACGCUGGGCCUGGCCAAGGACGCCUGGGAGAUCAGCCGCAGCUCCAUCACGCUCGAGCGCCGGCUGGGCACUGGCUGCUUCGGGGACGUGUGGCUGGGCACGUGGAACGGCAGCACGAAGGUGGCGGUGAAGACGCUGAAGCCGGGCACCAUGUCCCCGAAGGCCUUCCUGGAGGAGGCGCAGGUCAUGAAGUUGCUGCGACACGACAAGCUGGUGCAGCUGUACGCCGUGGUGUCGGAGGAGCCCAUCUACAUCGUGACCGAGUUCAUGUGCCAUGGGAGCUUGCUGGAGUUCCUCAAGGACCGGGAGGGCCAGGAUUUGAUGCUGCCCCAGUUGGUGGACAUGGCAGCCCAGGUAGCCGAAGGCAUGGCCUACAUGGAGCGCAUGAACUACAUCCACCGGGACCUGAGGGCAGCCAACAUUCUCGUGGGGGAGCGGCUGGUGUGCAAGAUCGCUGACUUUGGGCUGGCCCGGCUCAUCGAGGAUGAUGAGUACAACCCCCAGCAAGGGGCCAAGUUUCCCAUCAAGUGGACAGCCCCAGAGGCGGCCCUUUAUGGCAGAUUCACCAUCAAAUCAGAUGUGUGGUCCUUUGGAAUCCUGCUCACUGAACUCAUCAGCAAGGGCCGAGUUCCUUACCCAGGCAUGAAUAACCGGGAAGUGUUGGAUCAGGUGGAGCAUGGCUACCACAUGAUGUGCCCUCCAGGCUGCCCAGCAUCCCUGUACGAGGUCAUGUUGCAGACCUGGCGUCUGGAUCCGGAGGAGAGGCCUACCUUCGAGUACCUGCAGUCCUUCCUGGAGGACUACUUCACCUCCACAGAACCCCAGUACCAGCCUGGGGAUCAGACAUAGCUGGUUUGGGCAUCUGCCACCUCUCUGGGGGAGCCCACCAGCCCUUUUCAGUCCCAGGGCUCUGGUCCCAAAGCCCCCAGGCUUAGAGCCCUAUAGAGUCCUAGCCUGUCAGAGCAAACUGUUCGCUCUGACGCCAUCAAGGGCAACCCACUCAUUUUAAAGAUAGACAAAUAGAGGUUCAGAGAUGAUCCCUUACCCAGUAUGGCCCAGGCAAUAUUUCUCCCUCCAAUUUAGGACCCUAUAUGCUUCUAGUCUCCCUACCUCCCCCCGCCCCUCCCCCAAAAAGGAAAUACUCAGACCUUGUCUAGUUAUUUAUAAAACUAUAUCCUUUCCCUCGCCUCCUACCCCUGCAUUCCUACCCUGCCAUCCCACCCUGGUCCAGGACCCCAAAAUUCAACUCCAGUCAUCUCUUGUGUCUGUAAGUUACAAAGAGAGGGAAAAACUUACCUGGACCCCUUUCCCGUGGAGUGUACCCUGUAGUCCAGGACUGGGGUCCAAGGCCCAGAUUGAGGGAGAGGAUUGGUGAGGGCUUACCCCCGCCCCAUUCAUGUGUGUAUGUGUAUUGAUUUUGUAAAUAAGAAAAAUGACAAUGUGAAUCCA
Molecule: messenger RNA, 2509 nt
Organism: Myotis daubentonii (Daubenton's bat)
Lineage: Eukaryota; Metazoa; Chordata; Mammalia; Chiroptera; Vespertilionidae
Gene: FGR
Product: FGR proto-oncogene, Src family tyrosine kinase
Biological process (GO): protein phosphorylation
Molecular function (GO): ATP binding; protein tyrosine kinase activity; protein binding
Source: RefSeq, a predicted model, not a curated record